This is a messenger RNA of Beauveria bassiana ARSEF 2860, 1947 nucleotides long. RefSeq names its product COM1 protein. NCBI's taxonomy places the organism in Eukaryota, Fungi, Ascomycota, Sordariomycetes, Hypocreales, Cordycipitaceae. Bases 1 to 1947 code for a protein of 648 amino acids. The transcript has 3 exons. The record is from RefSeq and is a predicted model, not a curated record.
AUGGACUGCCUCAAGGUUCCAGAGGCCGGUCUGCUGUUGCAGGGCCCUUCCGGCCCUGACACCCCUCUUCCGCCUCAAGCCUUUGCUCUCUCGCUGAGUGGAGGCAUUGUCGACAACCUCCUCCGAGCCGCCCGCGACGGGGAUUCUAUCCAGCUUGCUCUUGGAAAGAACCCUACCCUCCACUAUGGCAACAAGUCUCACCGUAUAGCGCGCCCCGAAACCUCUGCACCUUAUGAUGUUUAUUUAACGCGACCCUACGAGUCAUCUCGUUUGGCCGCCAGACUGCCCAUCACCACCGAUCUGUUCACCAAGCCCCUUCAGAGCAAGACGAAGCAAAAAUCCACGUCCUCGAACAAGGAAGAAGGCUCUGGACUCGGUUCUGAUGUUGAAGCAACGCAAAAUGGGCUGGCGGCCCACGCAGCCGCAAAGGAAAGAACACAAUCGAACGAAAGGACUCCCAAUGUCGGCAAGACCAGCAAGAAGAGUAAGAUUCUCUCCGGUUAUAAUGCGAUUCCCCGGUCGAUAGCGACGUCACCGAAUCCCAAUCCGCCUCCAGCGACCGCACCCGCACCUUCAGCAGCGAAGCAGGCUUUUGAAAGAAACAAGGAGCAAAGAGUGUCUCUGGUUCAUGAGCUUGCUACUGGCGAAAAGUCUGUUGACCACUUACGGCGAAAAUGGGGUGGUCUACCGGAAGAUUUCAAAUCUGUAUUGGAAAAGACGGCCGAGUACAAUUCUGACACCAAGUGUUGGAGCCUGAAAAAGCCUUUCUGGAAAGAGCUCGACGUUUGGAAUUACGAUUACGAUAGUCAGGAAGAGCGGCAAACCGCCAUCGAAAGCGCUAUCCGACAGUACGAUAAGCAGCGCCUGUCCGCAUUCGAACCUGAAUGGCAGAGGCUUCUCACGAAGGAAGAGCGUGGUAAGGGCAAGUGCCUUAGUCGGCUUCAAGCAUCAUUGGCAAAAGGCCCAGCACAGCCGGCCCCAAAAAUCAAGUUACAAAAAGCCGACGACAGCUCGACUUCCAAUAAGGAUGAUGGAGACAAUCAAAGUCUCACCAGCGACCGAAGCAGAAUUGGUGGUGAGAGCAUGUCGAGGACGAAUUCUGCCAACAGUGUCUCGAAACCGGCGAAGCCAACCAAAGAGCCGGAGCCAAAGCGGCCUGUGUCAACAACCAAGUCGAAGCCUGCCUUGCCCAAACCUUCACCAACCAAGGCUAAGGCUGCUGUCAGUAAGACUGCUGGUGUCAAGUCGAAUGGUGGACGCGUUUUGUCGCAAGCCAUCAUUGAGAAUUCGGACUCGUCUGGGGACGAAGCGCCGCUCGCGAAAUCGAAGGCAAAGCCGAAGCCAGUCGUUGACAAGGAGCCUCCCCCACGCGUUGCACCGAAACCUGCCGCUAAGUCUGCAGCUAAGCCUGUCGUCAAGCCUGCCAGCAAGCCAGCGCCCGAGAAGCGGCCUCACUAUGAUGACGAGGAAUCCAGCUCAAGCUCGGGUACUCCACUGGCCAAGAGGCUGAAGCAGAAGCCCCCGCCACAGACUGGCUCGAAGCUCAAGGAUCGAGCGCCGGUCCUGCACAACACGGCUCGUACCGCUGCGCAGACAACGGCAGGCAAGGCCAAGAACACAUCGCCAUUGAAGUCGUCACCAUUAGCUACGUCACCGCCUACGAAUGCAUCUGAAAUUGAAUCAGAUCGCCGACCGCCCGUGAAGAAACGCAAGGCGGAGAUGGAUAGUAGGGCGGCCGCUGUGAAACGUCCGGCAAUACAAGGAGUCUCCCGAGAAGUGUUGGAUAGAGCGACAAAAUUCAAGCAGUACUACAACAAGUAUGAGACCUUGCACUAUGAGAUAGAGGCGCUGGAAAAUCCCGCUCAGGCACAAAUCGAGCACCUUCUCCACAUGCGGCAGAGGCUGGAGACGAUGAAGAAGGAGUUCUACAGGACGGGGAAGCAAUAA